Messenger RNA from Drosophila busckii, 573 nucleotides. RefSeq lists its product as uncharacterized. The transcript has 2 exons. NCBI's taxonomy places the organism in Eukaryota, Metazoa, Arthropoda, Insecta, Diptera, Drosophilidae. The coding region runs from base 55 to 453 and encodes 132 amino acids. The record is from RefSeq and is a predicted model, not a curated record.
AUGGCCCAGACAAUGCAGAAGGAGCUCAACUGGCACUAGAUACACGCAUUAAGCAUGCGUCAAACACGAACCCAUCCUGGUCUUGGUGGGCUACAACUGGUGCUCGGAUUCUUGAUUCUAUUUGGAAUUCGGCAGCAAGUUCGAGCCUUCAGAGCACAUAACACGUGCAGAGGAAAUAAUAUAAUUAAAUCAAACUGCACGCUUGGCUUCUAUCCAUUGGACGAUGGCAUGGGCUGUGUUUACAACAGUUGCUAUAAAGGCUUAGACGAAAUGUGCGACCAGGAGAGACAUAAAUGUAUUGAGGAGUUAACUUGCAGCUGUGGUAAAUGCAUGAAUUGUCAAGAUGGCAAUUGCAACUCCACAUUAGGCAGCUGCUCCAUGGCUAAGCGAUUGAAUGUACGCCUGCCUCAUUGGUAUCAUCGGUACCGAUGGAAUAAGUUAGCGGAACAAUGAAUACAACCAAACGAAUGUCGCAGGACUAAGCAUACGCCAGACAUAUGAGAACUGCUCUUUAUACAUUUUAACCCAUAUGAAUAUUAUAUGAAACCUAUACAAGCAUUUGGCAUACUAAAG